Phytophthora sojae is the source of this 609-nucleotide messenger RNA. RefSeq lists its product as hypothetical. Gene Ontology annotation, molecular function: peptidyl-tRNA hydrolase activity. Lineage: Eukaryota; Oomycota; Peronosporomycetes; Peronosporales; Peronosporaceae. Gene Ontology annotation, cellular component: cytosol; mitochondrion. The transcript is spliced from 3 exons. Bases 37 to 609 code for a protein of 190 amino acids. The record is from RefSeq and is a predicted model, not a curated record.
GUCAUUUUGCAGCUCCAUACAUUCCACCUCGAAGACAUGGAGGACGUCGCCUGGAAGUGCACGGCCGCCUUCGUGCUGGGCGCGGCGGCCCACUACUUCAUCUCCACGCAGUUGCUGGGCGAUGCCAAGAGCUCCAGCAACAGCAGCAGCGACAAGAAGAGCAGCGAGGCCGCCGCUGAAUCUCGCUCGGAGGCCUCGUCCAGGUCUUCUUCGGGCUCGUCGGAGGACUGGGAGGGCGCCGACUCCGCCAGUUGGGUGCCCCACAAGAUGGUCAUGUGCGUGCGCACGGACCUGAAAAUGGGCAAAGGCAAGAUUGCGGCGCAGUGCUGCCACGCGACGCUGGGCGCGUACAAGCGCGCGGUCAAGCGGACGCCUGACGCGGUCCGCGCAUGGGAGAUGCUGGGCCAGGCCAAGGUCUGCCUCAAGGUGGACUCGGAGGAGGAGAUGCUCGCGCUCGCCGAGAGGGCGGCGGAGCACGGACUCGUCAACUACGUCGUGGUUGACGCUGGGCGGACGCAGAUUGCGCCGGAUAGCAAGACAGUGCUGAGCAUUGGACCGGCCCCGCUGAAGGCUAUUGAUGAGGUCACGGGUCACCUCAAGCUCAUGUGA